CUAGCGCAAUAGAAGCCACAGAUGCAAGCUUUUCUGUCUGUAUUUCUUAUCGCCUUUGGUUCUUCUUCCGCCAACGUGAAUUUGGAUCCAGCAUCCAGUUCCUUUUUCUUUCUUUCUUUUUUUUUUUUUUAAUAAACAUUUUCCGUUUUUGUCGUGAUUCGAAGUUGAAUUUGGAUCCCGAAGUCUUGUCCUUCCAUUAGGGUUUUAGAGCCGUCACAUUUGUUUUUAUUUAAUUCAUUUUUCGUCGGGCUUUGAUUGAUUGGCUCCGCCUCCAUAUUCGAUCGCCAUACUGUUUCAGAAUUCCAUUUUCGGUCGCUGAAGCUGAUGCUGGUGAAUUUUGCGCUUUAAUUCGUUAAAUGGGAUGGACUGCUUAUCUUCUUUAUGCAUCCGUCUUUAAUCGGCUUAUGCUAAUGUAUGUACAAAUGGUUUUCAUAGUAUCAAAUUUGCACUUGAUCUUAGCACCAUACAUAGGAGUCAUAUAGUUAACCACACCUUUAGAUUAUUUAUGAAUUAUAAUUGAUCUUUCAUGAAAUGUAGACCAUUUAAUUCAUUGACAUUCUUGGUAAGUGCUUAAAAACUUCUAUCUUGUUUUUGUACCAUGUUAACAGCGAUUCAGAUUAGAUAGCUAUAUGUGAAUCUUUGCUGGAAGGAUGAAGAGCAUUAGGGAUUGGGUUUUUUCCUCAAUUGGUUUCCAAGUCAUUGGUCUCAUCUAGACCAUUGUCAGGCAGUGACAGUUUUUUUAUGAGGAACUUCUGGAUGAAGAAUUUGAUGAACAAGGUUUCUGUUGAAGAUUCCUAUGGUUCCCUUCAUAGAUCUGAUAAGAGAGAUAUGGAUCAAUUCGCGAAGAUUGAGGAUCUCCACAUUAAGCUCUUCCGCCUUCUCCAACGGCUUGGGCAGUCACAGGACAAUCUUCUGGUUGCAAAGGUUUUAUACCGAAUAAACCUAGCAACCUUAAUACGAGAAAAGGAAUUGGACUUGAAAAGAGUUAACCUUGUAAGCAAUAGAGCCAAAACAGUAGCUGCAGAACAGGAGGCAGCUGGCCUACCUGAAUUGGACUUCUCAUUUAGAAUACUUGUACUAGGGAAAACAGGGGUUGGCAAAAGUGCUACCAUAAAUUCUAUAUUUGAUCAAGUGAAAACCUUGACUGAUGCAUUUCAACCAGCCACUGAUCGUAUCCAAGAGGUUGCGGGAACGGUUAAUGGGAUUAAAAUUACUGUAAUUGAUACCCCUGGCCUCUUACCUUACUCUUCCAGUAAUGUGAGAAGAAAUAAGAAGAUUCUGCUAUCUGUGAAAAGAUUUAUUAAAAAAUCUCCCCCGGAUAUUGUUUUGUACUUUGAACGCCUUGAUGUCAUCCAUAUGAGCUAUAGCAAUUUUCCUCUUUUGAAGCUUAUAACUGAAGUUUUUGGUACUGCAAUUUGGUUCAACACUAUCCUUGUAAUGACCCACUCUUCUUCAGCUCUUCCUGAAGGACCUAAUGGUUACCCUGUCAGCUAUGAGUCCUAUGUGACCCAAUGUACAGAUUUGGUGCAGCACCAUAUACACCAGGCUGCUUCCGACUCAAGACUUGAAAACCCUGUACUUUUGGUUGAGAACCAUCCCCAAUGUAAGAAAGAUGUAGCAGGGGAAAAAGUACUUCCAAAUGGGCAGGUGUGGAAAUCUCAGUGCUUGUUAUUAUGCAUUUGUACUAAAGUUCUGAGUGAUAUCAACAAACUAUUGAAUUUUCAAGACAGCAUUGAACUGGGACCAGUACCUACUAUGCGCCUGCCUUCUCUACCCCAUCUGCUCUCAUCUCUUCUGCGACGUCGCUCUAUAUCAAGUUCAAAUGGAAUGGAUGAUGAGACCAGUGAGAGUUUAUUUUUAAACACAGAGGAAGAAGAUGAGUAUGAUCAAUUACCUCCAAUCCGAAUCCUGACAAAAUCUCAGUUUGAGAGAUUGACAAACUCACAGAGAAAAGACUAUCUUGAUGAGCUGGAUUACCGGGAACUUCUUUAUCUGAAGAAACAGCUGAAGGAAGAGUUCAAGAAGCGGAUGGAGAAUAGGCUUUCCAAGGAGGAAAAUUUGGUGAAUGACAAUAAUAAUGAUGGCCAGCAGGUGCCUCCAGAGACAAUUAUGUUACCAGAUAUGGCAGUACCCCCAAGUUUCGACUCCAAUUGUCCUGUGCAUAGGUACCGUUGUGUUGUCACAUGUGACCAGUGGCUUGUAAGACCUGUUCUUGACCCAAAAGGAAUGGAUCAUGAUGUCGGCUUUGACGGAAUAAACCUUGAAACAGCUGUGGAAAUAAACAGGAAUGUCCUUGCCUCGGUCACAGGGCAGGUGAGUAAGGACAAGCAGGAUUUCAGUAUCCAGAUGGAGUCUGCUGCUGCUUUCACAGAUCCCAGAGGGCCAACUUAUUGUGUUGGUCUUGAUGUUCAAUCUUCUGGUAGGGAUAUGAUCUAUACAGUUCAUAGCAACACAAAGCUGAGGACCCUAAAGCAUAACGCUGCUGACUGUGGACUUUCUUUUACGACUUUUGGAAAGAAGUAUUGUGUUGGUGCCAAGAUUGAAGAUACCAUUGCAAUUGGGAAGAGAUUGAAGUUUGUGGUUAAUGCUGGGCGAAUGUGGAGUCCUGCACAAGUGGCUCAUGGUGGGAGUUUUGAAGCUACUUUAAGAGGGAGUGUAUACCCAGCAAGAAAUGAUAAUGUCAGUCUGACGGUGACAAUCCUCUCCUUCAACAAGGAAAUGGUUUUGGGUGCAGGUUUACAGUCUGAAUUCCAGCUGAGUAGAAGCUUGAGAGUUUCAUUUAACGCCGAUCUAAAUAGUCGCAAAAUGGGACAGGUUUGCAUAAAAACAAGUAGCUCUGGUCAUUUGAUGAUUGCUUUGGUUGCGGCUCUCACAAUGUUCAGGGCUAUGGUACGGAGAAUGGCAAAUGAAAGUAGCAUGGAAGCAUUGGAGGGGGGAUAAAUUGUGCUGGAUAUUUUUGGUCCAGAGGAUUCUGUAGUGGGAAAGCAAUCCACAUCAACUGAGAUAUGGACCUUUUACAAAUAAGGAUGACGAGACAAAAAUUUGAGUUUUCAAAUAGAUCAUUCGCUAUAUUUUUGUUGUUUAAGACGUCCACUUUGGAAGGAUGGCAAGUCAUCCCUAUCUCAGCCAUUAGACAAGGAUCUGAAGUUCAUGUCACUGCGAGUAUCCAUUCAAGCUGACAGCUUUGGCUACAGAGGUUUGCAUUAAACUAAAUUGAGGUGAUGACUGUACAGAAAAGCAUAGAGAAUCAGUUUUUAUUUUUCUUGUUUCCGGUGAAUUGUAGUAGUAGUCCACAUAGGAGGUGCCAAUGAAUAAUUCUUUACAAAUCAUUGAAGAUUUUUGGAUUCUGUUUUAGCUCCCUUAUGUUUUGUUAAUUGGCCAAUUAUUAGACAA
Molecule: messenger RNA, 3393 nt
Organism: Carya illinoinensis
Lineage: Eukaryota; Viridiplantae; Streptophyta; Magnoliopsida; Fagales; Juglandaceae
Product: translocase of chloroplast 90, chloroplastic-like
Exons: 2
Coding region: 742-2940 (732 amino acids)
Biological process (GO): protein targeting to chloroplast
Cellular component (GO): chloroplast outer membrane
Molecular function (GO): GTPase activity; GTP binding
Source: RefSeq, a predicted model, not a curated record